Closterium sp. Naga37s-1 is the source of this 336-nucleotide messenger RNA. NCBI's taxonomy places the organism in Eukaryota, Viridiplantae, Streptophyta, Zygnematophyceae, Desmidiales, Closteriaceae. The record is from the annotation of a GenBank genome assembly.
AUGGCCGCUGAGAGGGUGAUGGGUACACUAAUUGAUGUGGUCAAGGAGGCAGUGCUGGCAGCAGUGCCAGUGAGAGAAGAGCUCGCUAGACACAAGGAGGAGGUGGAUGAGCUGCGGCACACGUUGACUCUUGUGGAGGAGAGGAAUGAGGCGACUGCUGCCAUGAUGGAAGAGAGGGAAAGGGAGCUGGCUGCAAUGAAGCGGGAAUUGGCAGCGGUGAAGGUGGAGAUGGCAAAACACGAGGGGCGAUGGGCUGAGAUUUUCCUGGGAGGAGGAGAGGAGGGGGGUGCAGGAGUUGAAUCGACCACAUGCCCUGGAGGAGUUGGCAGCCUGUAA